Molecule: messenger RNA, 2004 nt
Organism: Colletotrichum godetiae
Lineage: Eukaryota; Fungi; Ascomycota; Sordariomycetes; Glomerellales; Glomerellaceae
Product: fungal-specific transcription factor domain-containing protein
Exons: 4
Coding region: 1-2004 (667 amino acids)
Biological process (GO): DNA-templated transcription; regulation of DNA-templated transcription
Cellular component (GO): nucleus
Molecular function (GO): DNA binding; DNA-binding transcription factor activity, RNA polymerase II-specific; zinc ion binding
Source: RefSeq, a predicted model, not a curated record
AUGUCGGCCAGCGUUGUGCGGUCUACCGCCCUCCGAGCCGGCGGCGCCUGCGUGCGCUGUCGCAAGGGCAAAACCAAGUGUGUCUACGAAAACGGUCGCGCUCCUUGCAAGAACUGCGCCAAGGGUAUGCACGAGUGCUAUUUGCCCUCCGAGUCCAUGGCCCAUCAUCACGGCCAGUCGCCCGCCCGUCAUACCGCCGCGCAUCGCCCUGCGCGUGAGAGCCUGCCUGCCUCGGUUCCGGCCGGUGAUGUGCGCGCCGCCAACCCGGCCUCGACCUCGUCUCGUCACAAAGGAACCACGAAUGCUGACUUCAUUCCCGCCAGACUUACACCGGAGCUCAUCCAAGAAUGCGAACGCGUCAUUUCCAAGACGUACCCGGCCUGCGUUGCUUUCCACAAGCCUUCGUUCAUCCAGCAGCUCAAGAACGCCUCUCUGGACCCGGCCCUCAUUUACGCGCUGCUCACCUGCGCCGCUCGAAGCUCCCCUACCUUGAUUAGACGCUAUGGCGGGCAGUCCGGUGCUACUGGUGCUGCUGAGCACUUCGCAGCCAAGGCCAUGGGCAUCAUCAACCAGAACCUCGACACUCCAAGUCUCGCUGAGAUCCAGGCCAUCUGCUUGAUCAUCAUUCACGAGUGGGGUUCCCGCAAUGCUGUUCGUGCUUACAUCUACUUGGGCCAGGCUAGUCGCAUGGUCCAGAUGUACCGCAUUCUGCACAGCCACCAUGCGGCCGUCAGUGAUGCCGAUAGGUUCCUUCAGGACGAGUCGUUCCGCCGUGUGCUGUGGCUGCUGUAUAUUCUCGACUGCUUGCUUACUAGCACGCCCGGCCGCCAGCCGGCAUUGUCUGCCAACGACACGGCUGAUGUCUCUCUGCCCUGCUCCGACAUGAACUUUGCCUUUGGCAACGCCGUCUAUGUCCAGACCAUCAACCUUUCAGACCCGUCUCGGAUGCCUUCUGGCUCCCGCACCGACGAGGUCGGCGAGUUUGGUCAGAUUGUCAUGGCCACUCGCAUAUGGCGCGACGUGGUCCAGAUGUUGAUGACCACAACCACGGAGACCUUCAAUGACAAUGUCUGCACUACUCUCAUGGGUGAGAUUGAGCGCCUCCGCACCUCUCUGUCGAUGCAGUAUGUCGAUAAGCCCGGCCAGAUCAACCUUCAUAUCACCAUGGGCUCUGGCUUCACAUAUGCCAUGCUGCACUGCAUGCUCCACUGCGCAUCCAUCUUCAUCAAUCGCCGUCGCCUGCUGCAGUAUGUUACUGCGCCUGGCUUCAACUUGGAGAGCUGGCGCCUCACCCCCCAGUGCCACGAGAUCAUUGAUAGGCUCUUUACCUCGUGCCACAGCACCAUCGCUAUGCUCACUGCUCUCGAGACCGGGUUUGAUAAGGAGGGCAUUAUCUGCUUCCCCAUCUUCAUGCUCUUCUCAUCCUUCACUGCCAGUGCCACUGUGGCCUACCUGUCUCUGAAGGGCUUGACCCCCCCUAAUGCGGUCGAGACUGCUGGGCAUAUUGUGCGCGACGGCCUCCACUUCAUGCAGGAUGGAGUCGACACAUGGCCACUGAUCAGCUCGUGGCUGCGUCACCUUGCCGUCAUGCAUAGAGUGCUGGGCAAUGAUGCUACCUCCAAUUCCAACGCUGGCACCGGCGUCCCCGCUCCUCCGGCUCCGGCCAACAACCACACUGCCUCUGUGAGCGAGAGUGGCCGUGAGAGCGGUCGCGAGAGCGAGCCACCCGCGCCUCAGCCGCGUCGCCCUGGUGUUACUACCAUCAACGGCGGUUCCGGCGGUGUUGGUACGCCGGCUUCUGUCAGCCCGCCUCCUCCUCAGCAGGCCGAGAUCAAGCAGUCCACCGAGAUGCUUUCUCAGCCUCCUAUUGGCAACGGCGUGGCUUCGGCCGAGCCUGCUGCUCCUGUGCCCCAGGAUAUGACGGCUAGCGAACUUUGCUCCGCAUUCGAGCGACAGUUGCUUGAGCUCGACGACCUCGCCGCCUUCAUGGGUGGUGGAGUUUGA